UCUCAUAGAUAUUAAACAGUUUUAUAUCUCUGAAUAUUACACGUACUUCCCAGAGAGAGUCAGCUGAAUAACUUUAAUAUUAGUUUAUUUAGAACAAACUCCUGAAAUAUUCUGCAGUCAUGGACGAGUCGGCGUUGGAGAGCUACUUUGAUAAAUUCAUUGCAAAUUUGCACUUCAAGAUGGAGACGGAGGAUGAAGAGGAGGAGAAGGAGGAAGAGGAGGAGGAUGACGAGGAGGAGGCGUUCUUCAGGUUACUGCCUGAUGAGCUCCUGACGUUGUACCAGAAGGUCACAGAAACACCAACCAGACUGAGUAGAACUGUGUUACCAGACAGCAUCACCCGUCAGAAACACAUCUCCCAGAAUCCCACAGGAGGGUCGACCAUGCUGGAGCUGGUUCGACCCGUGAGACCCGAGACGCCGGUGACACAGCAAGCAGAACUCAUCCCACGGAUACAGAACGUGGUCUCUACGGUGGAUCUGGGCUGUACUCUUGACCUGCACUUCAUCGCUCGCAAGGCGUGGAACGUAGAGUACAAACCACAGGUUUACCAGGGCCUCAUCAUGAGGAUCCGGGAGCCGCGGGCCACAGCGCUGAUCUACAAAUCUGGGAAAGUUGUCUGUACGGGAGCCAGGAGCGCCGAGCAGUCCAGACUGGCGGCCAGGAAGUUCGGCCGCAUCGUGCUGAAGGUGGGCUUCCCGGUCCACUUCAGGAACUUCAAGAUCUGCAACAUGAUGGCCAGCUGCAGAACCUUCCCGGUCCAGUUGGAGAACCUGGCCCUCCGGGAGCCCUGCAGGUCAGGAGACACUGGCGGGUUACAUCUGAAUUUACGAACCGGAGCUGUUUCCUGGCCUCUUCUACAAAGGUGUCGCUGGGAUCUCUGUGAGGAUCAACGCAUCUGGGAAAGUUUCUUUCAUCGGAGGUCGAAGUGAAGCUGAGAUCCUCAGAGCGUUUGAUGUCGUCCGUCCGAUCCUGAGCCGCUACAGGAGGUCUGUCCGAUCCUGAGCCGCUACAGGAGGUCUGUCCGAUCCUGAGCCGCUACAAGAGGUCUGUCCGAUCCUGAGCCGCUACAGGAGGUCGGUCCGAUCCUGAGCCGCUACAGGAGGUCUGUCCGAUCCUGAGCCGCUACAGGAGGUCGGUCCGAUCCUGAGCCGCUACAGGAGGUCUGUCCGAUCCUGAGCCGCUACAGGAGGUCUGUCCGAUCCUGAGCCGCUACAGGAGGUCGGUCCGAUCCUGAGCCGCUACAGGAGGUCUGUCCGAUCCUGAGCCGCUACAGGAGGUCUGUCCGAUCCUGAGCCGCUACAGGAGGUCUGUCCGAUCCUGAGCCGCUACAGGAGGUCGGUCCGAUCCUGAGCCGCUACAGGAGGUCGUGAAGAGAGACCAACUCUGGCAGCAGCUCCGGUUCAUUUAAAACUAAAGUAAAACAAAUAAACGGGUUGUUUCUC
Sebastes umbrosus (honeycomb rockfish) is the source of this 1445-nucleotide messenger RNA. Its product is annotated as TATA-box-binding protein-like. The transcript has 8 exons. Gene Ontology annotation, molecular function: DNA binding; RNA polymerase II general transcription initiation factor activity. NCBI's taxonomy places the organism in Eukaryota, Metazoa, Chordata, Actinopteri, Perciformes, Sebastidae. The coding region runs from base 120 to 932 and encodes 270 amino acids. Gene Ontology annotation, biological process: DNA-templated transcription initiation. The record is from RefSeq and is a predicted model, not a curated record.